Molecule: messenger RNA, 1950 nt
Organism: Vicia villosa (hairy vetch)
Lineage: Eukaryota; Viridiplantae; Streptophyta; Magnoliopsida; Fabales; Fabaceae
Product: probable arabinosyltransferase ARAD1
Exons: 4
Coding region: 251-1537 (428 amino acids)
Molecular function (GO): glycosyltransferase activity
Source: RefSeq, a predicted model, not a curated record
AUCUUGAAGUAACAAUAACUCUGCAUUAUUAACCUCAUUGAAUUCAAAGAGAAAUGCACAUCGUGCACUCCAUAAUUUCCUCAGCGGCAUUUCCAGCAACUAAACAAAUAGACCCAUACACACACGGCGAAUGCUACUCAACAACGAUAACGAAAAUAACACCGCACCUUAUCACACAGCAAAUAAACCAACACCAACACCAUCACUAUAACACCAACACUCCCAAAACCGUUUUGAAAUAUAAACAACCAUGUACGAAAAAAUAAUCCUCACCUUCAUUUUCCUCUUCCUCCUCAUAAUCUCCUACUCAAUCUUCAUCGGCACUCUCGACAUUCGAUCCUACUUCAACCAACUCCCAACCUUCCAACCCGCCCCAUGUAAACCCGACCCGAAACUCCGUGUCUACAUGUACGAUCUCCCUCCCCGUUUCAAUGUUCAAAUGAUUGACCGCCGGAACGAUUCCGAAUCUGCCGUUACGGUUAGGGAUUUUCCGCCGUGGCCGGGGAAUUGGGGGUUGAAGAGGCAACAUAGCGUGGAGUACUGGAUGAUGGGAUCGCUUAUUCAUGAAGGGGAGGAGGGUGGGGAAGGUAGAGAGGCUGUGAGGGUUUUGGAUCCGGAAGUUGCGGAGGCGUUUUUUGUUCCGUUUUUCUCUUCGUUGAGUUUUAAUACGCAUGGGCAUACUAUGACGGAUCCUGCUACGGAGAUUGAUCGGCAAUUGCAGGUUGAUCUGAUGGAAUUCUUGAACAAGUCCAAAUAUUGGCAGAGAUCUAAAGGCAGAGACCACGUAUUUCCUAUGACACACCCCAAUUCCUUUAGGUUCCUACGAAAUCAAGUGAAUGCUAGUAUUCAAAUUGUUGUGGAUUUUGGCCGCUAUCCCAAGAGUAUGUCUAAUUUGAACAAAGAUGUGGUGUCCCCGUAUGUUCAUGUUGUGGAUUCUUUUACAGAUGAUGAAUCUCAAGAUCCGUACGAGGCUCGCUCCACAUUGCUUUUCUUUCGAGGGAGGACUUUCAGGAAGGAUGAAGGCAUUGUCCGUGCUAAACUGGCAAAGAUAUUAAGUGGUUAUAGUGAUGUUCACUAUGAGCGAAGUGUUGCAACUGAAGAAAACAUUAAAGCGUCAUCUAAAGGGAUGCGUUCAUCAAAGUUCUGUUUGCAUCCAGCAGGAGACACAGCAUCAUCUUGCCGCCUUUUUGAUGCAAUUGUGAGUCACUGUGUUCCAGUCAUCGUAAGUGAUAAAAUCGAACUCCCGUUUGAGGAUGAGAUUGAUUAUUCCCAGUUCUCUCUAUUCUUCUCUUUCAAAGAAGCAUUACAGCCCGGCUACAUGGUCGACCAGCUUCGCAAAGUUCCAAAGCAGAAGUGGACUGAAAUGUGGAGGCAGAUUAAAAAUAUCUCACAUCAUUAUGAAUUCCAGUACCCUCCGAAAAAAGAGGAUGCUGUUAAUAUGCUUUGGAGACAGGUUAAACACAAGCUUCCAGGGGUUAGUCUCGCUAUUCAUAGAAACCGAAGAUUAAAAAUCUCAGAUUGGUGGCGAAAGAGAUGAUGAUUUUUGGAACUUUCGAUGUUGACCUUGUACAUUCACUUCCUUCAGUUUCUAUGAUUAUCCCUGAAAGGGAAUUUGAAGAAUAUCGUUGUCACGUCUUCUUAUCUCAGCAACUUAAAAUAGAGUGCUGUGUAGAAGUUUUAAUGUGUGACUUAUUUUGGUCAUUUAUGCCAUACCUCCUCACCUAGGAGCAUGAUUUGUACAACACAGCAAUGGAGAUCCAGUGAUAUUUUGCAACUGUUUUUUCUUAGUUAAUUUUGGUUGAACAUGGGCAUUUUAGUUGGCAAAUGAAGAUAUAUAGAAGAAAAGAAAAGAAUUUCGAUUUUCACUUUGUUGUUCUCCACCCAAUUUAAUUUGUACACCUAUGUUAAUGCUAAUGAACUGAAGUUAUUAAUCAUAUAAGUAUUUCAAAA